ACUUGGCGCUUCAAGUCUGAGCUAUAAGUUACAAAAUUAUUUGUAUUUUCUAUUUGCAUUAUGCUGCUCUCCAAGAAGGAAAUUGUAUCCAUUAUAUUUCUUAUAAUUGCGCUAAUUUGCUUGGUAAAUGCUGCUGCUUUCGCUAGCGAUCUGUAUCUGAGCGAUAAUCUGCAUCUGCUGGCGUUGCAAAUGAUCAAUGUGGGCACUGUCUAUGUCUGUCUGCUCUAUGGCAUCAGCACUUGGCUCUUUCACUCGAACUAUGCCGAGCCCAGGCAGCAUAUGCGCUAUGUGCUUGGCGUCAAACUGGCCAUUGCGAUUGCUUGUCACUUAGCCAUGUUUAUCUAUUUGCUGCUGCCGACCAAUAGAAACAAACUCGCCAAGUCUACAAAGAUUGAGCUGCUCUUUACCGACUUCAAUAGAGCUUGUCGCCUCAUCCGCAUCGUGCUAACUGCUUUAACUAUUCUGCUGCUUAUUGUUUGCUUUGUGCUUGUGGUGAGAACGACGCACCAGAAGCGCAAGCUUAAUAUUCAAAGACGACAGCAGCGUGGCGACGGGCUGAUCACCUCAUCAUCUUCAACGGCGGCAUCAUAAAGCAGCUGAAAUAAAAUUACAACUUUUCAUAUCCAUGUCGCAGCCUGCAGCUGAUAUGCAAUUCACUUGCAGCAACAACAACAAUAAUGUAAUAAAAAAAAACGUCUGACUGUC
Molecule: messenger RNA, 705 nt
Organism: Drosophila busckii
Lineage: Eukaryota; Metazoa; Arthropoda; Insecta; Diptera; Drosophilidae
Exons: 3
Coding region: 61-591 (176 amino acids)
Source: RefSeq, a predicted model, not a curated record